Molecule: messenger RNA, 3621 nt
Organism: Dendrobium catenatum
Lineage: Eukaryota; Viridiplantae; Streptophyta; Magnoliopsida; Asparagales; Orchidaceae
Product: conserved oligomeric Golgi complex subunit 1
Exons: 6
Coding region: 89-3310 (1073 amino acids)
Biological process (GO): intra-Golgi vesicle-mediated transport
Cellular component (GO): COG complex; Golgi apparatus
Source: RefSeq, a predicted model, not a curated record
AAUUCUCUUAAACCAGGAAAUAAAGGAGAGAGAGUGCAGAGAAGCCAAAGCAACGCAGUUUCGGAUCUGGCUCCCGCGCCCUGUCACCAUGAGGAUGCCCAACCGCCAGCAGGCGGACUCGAAGACCACACCCGCUGCCGGAAGUCUUCGGGACGCGGAGUCGCUCUUCCGCUCAAAGCCGAUCCAUGAGAUCCGCGCCGUCGAAGCCGCAACGCGCCGCGAUAUCGAGCAGAAGAAGGAAGAACUCCGGCAGCUUGUUGGUAAAAGCUACCGCGACCUCAUAGACUCUGCCGACUCAAUCAUCCGGAUGAAAUCCUCCUGCGACUCUAUCUCCUCCAACCUCUCCCUCAUCGAAACCGCCCUCCGAUCGCUUUCUCCCUCCACCACCGACUCGCCUCACACCGCCCCCGACCCUGCCCGCGGCAAGAUCUACGGCAUUGCGUGCCGCGUCAAGUACCUCGUCGACACGCCGGAAAACAUCUGGGGAUGCCUUGACGAGUCCAUGCUCCUCGAGGCCUCCGGCCGAUAUCUCCGCGCCAAGGAAGUGCAUGGCCUCCUUUCCACAGUUGCCGCCGAUUCCGACGUUCUCUCCCGCUUCCCGCUGCUGCAGCACCAGUGGCAGAUCGUCGAGAGCUUCACGGCCCAGAUCUCGCAGCGCAGCCGGGAUCGCCUCAUGGACCGUGGCCUUACUGUUGCUGCAUACGCUGACGCUCUUGCCGCCGCUGCUACCAUUGAUGAUCUCAACCCUAAGCAGAUUCUUGACAUCUUCCUCGACUCGAGACGGGCGUGGAUCUCGCAGAAGCUCGUUAGCUCAGCGGCAGAUGACAGUCCCACGGCGGUGCUCUGCGACAUUGCAAGGGUAAUUAGGGCUAGUUUAGGGCAAGUUGGACAACUCUUACGUCAUGCGUUGAAUGAGAUGCCACUGUUUUACAAAAUGGUGCUUGGUUCGCCACCAGGGACGCAGCUGUUUGGGGGAAUCCCCAAUCCGGAGGAGGAGGUAAACCUUUGGAAAUCCCACAGGGAGAAGCUGGAAUCUGUGAUGGUUUUGCUGGAGCCGGAAUUUGUAAGUCAGACAUGCUCUGCAUGGCUGCAGAGUUGCUGUGAUGAGAUCUUUGCACAGUCUUCUACUGGUAAGGGACUUAUUCAAACUAUUUCAAGUGGUGAAGGGCUAGUGGCUGCUGAGAAGAUGGUCCAGGAGGCAUUGGAUGGAUGUGAGGGGUUAGAGGAGAGCUUGGAGGAGUGGCUCAGGGGUGUCUUUGGUUCUGAUAUCAAAUCCCCUUGGAAGCAAAUCUGCGGGCUUAUUCUGAAAGAUGGCAAGGAUAUCUUCGAGGAUAAAAUGGAACAAGCAUUCCUGCUGAGGAUGAAAGAAAUUGUGCAAUCUGGAUUUGACAACUUGACAAAAGAGGUUAGCGUUAAGGAUUCAGUUGAAGCAAUUGUAUCGGGUCUCAAUGGUGCAAAGGAUUUCUCUGAGUACCUGAAGAAAUCAUCAAAGGGUGGUGGAGUUUGGUUUUCGGAGUUUAAUCAAAAGAGAAUAGGACUUGCCCUGAAUUUCAAACCAGCUGCUAAUGAGAAUGACUUCCGCAACUGUCUCAAUGCUUAUUUUGGACCAGAGGUCAACCGAAUUAGGGAUCUAAUAGAUAAGAGAUUGUGCAGCAUUUUGGAUGAUCUUUUGUGCUUUAUAGAAUCACAUAAUGCUACAACAAGAUUAAAGGAACUAGCACCACAUAUUCAAGAUAAAUGUUACAAGGCAAUAUCAGCCCUAUUAGGGGAGACUCAAGAGGAGAUUGGCAGCCUCUCUGUUUCUUUAGUUAACAAAAGAAUGAAUAAUGAAUCUCAGCCUUCUCCUGUAAUUGUGGAGAGAUCUCUUUUUCUUGGACGUCUCUUGUAUGCAUUGCGAAACCAUUCAAGUUAUAUUCCACUCAUACUUGGUUCUCCCCGGCAAUGGGUGAAGCAAACAACUGGCUCAGCAUAUGCUAGCUUGGCCUCGCCUCUAUCCAAACAAUCCAAAGAUACCUUUAACUCUCCAAUAUCUUUUAGCCCUAGAAGACCUGCUUUUGAUAGACCUCCAAGUCCUGGACAGUCUCUUGAAACCCCUAAAAGGCAAGCUAUUUCAGCUGCUGCUGCAUUAUUUACAGUUGAUAACAGUACAAACAUAAAAUAUGAAGAGUUGAGUAGAAAACUUCAGGAUCUUUGCAUCGGAGCCCAUGGCUCAUGGAUUACUUGGGUUGCCAAUGAGCUAUCUAUCAUUUUGUCUAACGACCUCAAUCAUGAUGAUGCUCUUUCUGCGACAAGCCCUCUGAGAGGUUGGGAAGUGACUGUGAUCAAGCAAGACGAACCUGCUGAGGAUCAUUUAGAGAUGCAAAUAGCUCUUCCUUCCAUGGCUUCACAGUACAUUGUUUCUUUCCUCUUCCAAGCAUGCCAAGAAAUUCAUAAAGUUGGAGGGCAUGUUCUUGAUAGAGUUAUCCUGCAAAAUUUUGCCUCUGAAAUGUUAAAGAAGGUUGUUGAAGUCUAUGAAAACUUUCUUGCAAAAGUGGAGGCACCUGAAUCACAUAUAUCGGAAAAAGGUGUUCUGCAGAUUAUGUUAGACUUAAGAUUCUCUGCUGAUGUUCUCUCUGGAGGCAAGGAUGUAACUUCCAUUAGCGUUGAAUUGACCCCUGGAAGGAGAAAACUUGUGUCAUCUUCGGACUCAAGUUUUAUGGAGAUUGUUUCAGGGCUAAUACAUAGGUUCUCACAAAGAUUGGAUCCCAUUGAUUGGGCCACGUAUGAGCCUUACCUUUGGGAGAAUGAAAAGCAGGCAUACAAACGAUGUUCUGUACUCUUUGGGUUCUUUAUUCAGCUUAAUCGCCUCUAUGUCGAUACUGUUCAAAAAUUACCUACAAAGUCCAAUACAGAAUCAAAUAUAUUGAGAUGUUCUACAGUUCCAAGAUUUAAGUACCUUCCAAUCAGUGCUCCCGCCCUGUCAUCAAGAGGGUCACAUAAAUCGGCACUUCAAACAUCCAUAGAUGAUGCAUCUUCAAAGAACCCAUGGUCAACAUAUUCAAAUGGAGAACGGUCUCCAAAGCCUGAUUUUGAUGAUUCAUUAAGUUUUGGGGUCGCGACACCACUUCUAAAGUCUUUAAUGACCCAGGUUGGAAGCAAAUUCGGGGAGAGUACAUCGCGAUGGGGAUCGAUGCUUUCUGACGGGCAAGUCGGUAAGCUGAAGGAUAGAUCAGCGGCCGCCAUGUCAACAUUUGGCGAUAUGCUUCCAGGUCCAGCAGCAGGACUUCUGUCAUCUUUUACUUCCAGCACAUCAAGGUUUGAUUCUUUAUAGAACCUAUAUUUUGUUCUGCAAAUAUGCUUCAGCUGCUGCAUCAUUCCUACAUUACCAUGGCUGGGGGUAGUAUAGUUAUUUGCUAUCAAUCAACUAAAUACAAGAAUGAUUAUUUCAAUUUUUAUGGCUAGUUUAAGUAGGUUUUGUUCCCUAUGUAUAGUUGAGCCGGCAGAGAAAAUAUGUUUGUUUUAUAUCAAAUUUUUAUUAACACUGGUGAUUUACCAGUUGUGCCAUAUUAAAUUGUAAGAACAAGGAAGAGAUGAACCAAGCAAUUUUGCUUGUUUUCGGUGAAGGCUGCUUUUUUUUUUUUU